AUGAUUUUAUAAAAAAGAGAAAAAUUUAGAUGUAGUAUUAGAAGAGAAGCCUUAGAAAAUCACUUCAAAUUGGCAAGAGAAAAAGCCCAUCAAAGCAACUCUAAUUUACAACUAAUUCAAAAGUAUGAAUAAUUAAUACAAGCUAAUGUAAUUGAUUCCGAUUUCUUUGAAGAAUCUAUCCUUCUCCUAGAAAGUACAAAUGACGAAGAUCUUAUCGUCAUCAUUCUAAGGUAUAUCGAGAAAUUCGACCUCUCAAAUCGAUCAUAACAAUUGUCUGAUGCACUCAUUAAAUAGUUAAAUAACACUAAAAUUAAUAGUUUAUAAUUUUAUCUAAUUGUAUCGAUAACCAAUAUUUUAUCAAUCCAAGACCCUGAAAUAUUCACUUAAUUUGUUUCAUUCAAAUUAUUGACAUCUGUCUCAGAGAUUCUUGAUAGUUAUACGGAAUUGGACAUAAUACCCAAUUUAUUAGAGUGUAUUUCGUGUUGGCCAUAUCAAUUUAUUAAAAUGAACUCUGACUAACAAUAGCUCUAAUUGUUAUAAUCCAUCAAAGGCGUUAAACAAUACGAUUAACUCAACUUUUAUAAAUUUCUUAUUAAAAUCACAGAAGAAAUCUAAAACGAGGAAUACCUAUUCACAUACCUUAUUAAGAAUAAAUACAUUCAGGAAGCUAUAGAGGAUUUUAAAGACGACAGAGUGUACGUUCUUGACUUUUUUAUUAAUCUAUCAUUUUUAGAGGCUGAAUAAUUAUUGCAGAUCAUAUCAUAUCAAUUUCUGUCUCCCUUAAUUUUUGAAUUAAAUAAGGAUAACAAAAUCCAAGGAGGCUUAUACAUCCUUAUUAGGAAUCUGCUCUUGUCUAAUUAUUAAAUUCGAUUGUAUUUCUAUGAUUUUAAGAUUUAUCAACACCUUUCUUAUGGCAUUUAAUAUUGUCUAGAUAGAUUGGAUAUCAGCAAUUUGGAAGAGAUUUUGAUGUGCAUAAAAUCACUACUUUAAUAAGAUGAAGUCUCUUAUGCUAAUACUAAAUAAUAGGUACUGUCUUCUGAAAUUGAACUUAUGUUGUAAAGCAUCUUUCUAUCUUUGGAGAACUAAAUAGAUAUUUUCAAAUUGACAGGUGAAAUAUUGUUCAUCUAUUAUACUGAAUUUAAAUUUAACGGAAAUCAACAAUUUAAAGAGAGACUUAAAACAUUAGAUUUGGAAGUAGAGAUAUUUGAUUCUAUAUAAAGUUAUAUUGAAUAAUUUGAUUGA
Messenger RNA from Paramecium tetraurelia, 1242 nucleotides. RefSeq lists its product as uncharacterized. Lineage: Eukaryota; Ciliophora; Oligohymenophorea; Peniculida; Parameciidae. The transcript has 3 exons. The record is from RefSeq and is a predicted model, not a curated record.